ACUAUUUACCGGGAUAAAAACCGGAGGAACCAGGCAUGGAGGGAGGUGGCAGAGACAGUGGGUGAAACUGCCAUGGAAGCUCUGGAGGCCCUGGAGAGUUCGUCGGUGUACAUGUGCUUCCCGUGCUACCAGGAGUUCAACACCCUGGAAGAAGUGCUUCAGCACCAGUUGACAUGCACUGCUGAGGAUGAGCAGCAGGAAACAUCUGCAACCAGCCCUGUCACUGUUCCCCUGCUGCAGAACCAGCAACAGGUGAUAAAUAUAUCGGGGGCAGUUGCAGUCCCACAGAUUCAACCUGUGCUCAAGCAGACAGCGCUCAGUGCAGAAGCUGCAGACCAGCCCAGAAUCCUCUACCAGUGUGGGGACUGUGAUGAACUUUUCAAGAGCCUGGACCUUUGGCAGCAACACCGUAAAGAAGAGACAUGUCAGAGGUCAAAACCUGACUCACAGCCUGAGCCCGAGACCGCUUCAGCUCAGAGCUCAACUUUUAAUCCAGAUGAUUGUUCGGAGAUAAGUGUAAUCCUUAAACCUGAACCAGAGGAGACUCCUGUUGGAGAGGAAGAGGAACUGGAAGAAGGGCAGCUCGUUACAGGGGGCUCUGAUGUGUCUGAGGCGGCCCCUUCCACCUCUACUCAGGAGGAUUUCUCUCCCAGGAGGAGAGGAGUGAACAAAAAGCCCAAACCUGAGCCCGUGCUCCUGUGUGUGGACUGCGGCUCUUGCUUCGGCCUGGUGUCUGAACUUGUGUCCCACCGCAAGACCCAGCACGGAUUUGAGGAAGCUCUGCACCGCUGCUCUGUGUGCGGAGAGAGCUUUCUGAACACCACACUGUUCCUCUACCACCGCAAGCAACACCGGCAGAAAGGCGAGGAAACUGUGGUCGGGGAGGAUGCUUGUCCUCAGGGAAACGGCACUGAGGAGCAGGACCAGGAUGUAGCUGCUUCCAUGGAAACUGAGCCUUCAAGUUACACACAACCAGAGUUAUUCAUGUGCACCCAGUGCGGGGAGAGCUUCAACAACGAGGGGGGGCUGGGAACCCAUCGUAAGCAGAAGCACGAUCUAAAGGAGCCACUUCACAGCUGCCCCCACUGUGGAGAGAGCUUCAUGAACACUACCCAGUUCCUGUACCAUCGCAGGCAGCACCGCUUCACUUCAGGCACGGAGGAGGUGGUGGAUGGAGUUGAAACGAGUGAGGAAACAGUCGAGGCUUUAGCUCAGGCGGCAGUGCAGAACUCCAAGCGGCUGCUCUCCCCCCUCGCCUCCGCUAGUGAGUCAGGAUCACCCCCUUUUAAGAGAAGCAGGCUCUCCUUGAGGAUCCUCAGCGGCUCGAGUCCACUCAAAGGACUCAAGGGCAUCAAUGAUGAAUCAGAGGUCGGCACUGCGGCAGACUCGGACCACACGAACCACCCCCCGCCUGCCAAGCUGCUGCAGGACUGGGCCCGAACCCCGCUGCCUCACGUCUGCCCGUACUGCGGAAAGACCUUCACCCGCAGAGUCUUCCUGCGCACACACGUCUACAGCCACACCGGAGAAAAGCUUUUCACGUGCAAGGUUUGCACAAAGUCCUUCACUAACUCCCAGAGCCUGCUGCGCCACAGCAUGAGCCACACGGGCAACAAACCCUACAGCUGCGACGUUUGUGGCAAAAACUUCUCUCAGGCAGCCACCCUGAAGAGACACCAACGCAUUCACACAUCCACCCUGCCUCGACGCAAGAGGGGACGCAAACCGGCGUGUACUCUGGACAGUGAAGGAGCCGCUCAUCUGUUCCCGUGUCCUAACUGCCCGUCACGCUUCAACACGGAGGAUCAACUUAACCAUCACAAAUUGCUCCACACCAGCCAUCCGUUUCCUUGCGAAGAAUGUGGAGAGGCCUUCAAACGCAGGAGAGACCUGGACCUGCACUCGCUCACGCACCAAGACAAGCAGCCAGCGACUUGUCUUCACUGUUCAAAUCAGUUUGUGAACCAGUCCGUUCUGGAAAUCCACAUGCAGCGCUGCCCCUCCACAGAGGAUGACAAGAACACGGGGCGUGGACGAGGCCAGGGCCGAGGACGAUGCACCGGACAGGUUGAGUGUGACCUAUGUGGCCACCGCUGCAUGACUCAGGAGGGCCUCGACCUCCAUCGGUUAUCCCACACGGGCCAGACGCCUCUCAGAUGCCCGGUGACGCCUUGCCGCCGCAGAUUCACCUCCGACAGCACCCUGGAGGAGCACGUGCUGGCGCAUUUCCAGGGAGCGCUCGGCAAGUCCAAAAGCCGACCCCGCUACCGCUGUCAGAUUUGUCAGAAGGAUUUUGCAUACAAUUCCACCUUCAAUGUUCACAUGAGGACACAUACUGAUGAGAGGCCCUUUGAGUGCGCCACAUGUGGGAAGCGUUUCCGGCAGCUGCCCCACCUCCAGGACCACGAGCGCAUCCACAGCGGCCUGCGACCUUUCUGCUGCUGGAUUUGUGGAAAGAGCUUCAGCGUGGCAGCCCGGCUCACAGAGCACGCCCGCACCCACAGCGGGGAGAAGCCCUACCCCUGCCCCCACUGCCCCGCCGCUUUUCGCUCGCGCUCCAACCUGGAUAAACACAUCCGGCUGCACGGAGACCUGCCUUUGGAGAGCAUUGAGGAGGCGGCGCAGGCAGCUGAGGCCGCCCACGUCCAGAAGGUCCUGGAAGGGGCCAAGGUGCUGUCCUCGCUGGCCUCCACGGGGGACUUCGAUUCUGGCUCAGUGCAGACCAUCUACGUGCUGCAGGGCGACGGAGGCACAGAGACCGUCAUGAUCCCCUCCGAUCAGUUCGGCAACAUAGACGGCACCUCGCAGGUCGUCAUCCUGCCCUCCUCUGUGCUGGGAGGGCAGGGCAUCAACGUUCCCACCAUCACCAUGGACGGAAACGAAAUCACCAUGGUGGAGACGAGCCAGUCGGAGCAGCACGCCAUCGAGUUCAUCGUGGAGGAAACGGUGUAAUCGAGACAUUAAAUACUAUUUUCAGUAGAGAAAAGGCUGAAAGAGGAAUUGACUGUUGAGUUCAAAGUUCGAGUUAUUACCAUAAAUGUAUAGUUUGAUUGUUUGACUGUGUAGCAAAAUUAUUUUACAGCUUGAGAGGAAAAUCUAAUAAAAUUGUUCAAAAAAAUAAA
This is a messenger RNA of Gymnodraco acuticeps, 3122 nucleotides long. RefSeq names its product zinc finger protein 574 (gene znf574). Lineage: Eukaryota; Metazoa; Chordata; Actinopteri; Perciformes; Bathydraconidae. The record is from RefSeq and is a predicted model, not a curated record. Bases 73 to 2952 code for a protein of 959 amino acids. The transcript has 11 exons.